CUGUAGAAUGAAUUGAUUCACUGUAUUAUCAGGUCCAUACAUGUUACUUCUUUCACAUGCUUUUUGGCAUCACAACCUGUGGUCCCUCCUUACUAUGAUGCAACCUGAAGAGGCGGAGGAAAAGUUUUAUUUUGGGGUACAUAAAUUCUCAUCCUUGGAAUCUUCAAGCUCCACUGAAUAGGAAUACACAAUGGAGAUCAACAGACCAGCUGCAAAAGGUGUAGUGACAUUAUUGUGUAUGUUUGCCACAUACUCUGCACAAGAUUUUUGCCAUCACGACAAAGGGAGCCACAGCAAUGCAGGUUUCAGUGGAGAGAUGGAAGGCAGCCAACAUCUGCACUGUUGUGGAAAUGUGUCUUACAAGAUCUCGGAAAGUUCCUGCUGCAAUGGAAAUGUUACUCUGGGAUUAAGCCAGCUGGUGGCUGACUGCUGUGAUUCUGUAGCUUACAAUCCCCUUAAUGAGAUUUGCUGUGGUGGCAGGAUUCUGACUCGAAACAGCACUCAUGCAAAAUGCUGUGGCAAAGUCAUGUACCUGACAACGACUCAUUUGUGUUGUGAUGACAUAAUACUUGAAUUGAAGGAAAAUCAUUCUUGUUGUGGCAAUAAAACGUUUGACAUGACAACUCACUACUGCUACACUGACCUUACACUAGAAAUAAAGCCUUAUAAUGAAACUUGCUGUCCAAAAGUAACAGAUUCAGAUUCAGAAUACAAGCAAGGCUCUUGUCCCACCUGCACACUCCCCAAAGUCUCAGAAUUUAUGUGUGGAUCGGAACCUUACAACCCCCAGGAAACUAUCUGUUGCUCAGGGAAACUGUAUAAAAAGGCAUCAACACUUACUAAGUGCUGUGGCAAAGAUUUCUACACUCUGUUAGAUGACAAUGUGCUGUGCUGUAAUGGAAUUCUUCAUCUCAAUGUGCCUGAGCAGUCAGAGUGUGUUGGAGGUGUUAUAUAUGCUCCACCAAACACUAUUUGCCAAAUGUUUGCUCGUCCCCGUCUUGGUGAGCACUGCUGUGGAGGAAAAACUUUUGAUCCUCACACACAUAUUUGCUGUAAUGGACACAGCCACAACAAAAUGAAAGGCAAUUUCUGUUGUGGUUCAGAAGUCUAUGACCACCACAACCAGUUGUUGAGAUGCUGCUCAGGUCAUCUCUACAAACUUACACGUUUAAGUGGGGAGUGCUGUGGAAGCCAUCUGCUGGAAUAUAAUAACAAUCAAACUUGUUGUUCCUCCUCAACCAAUUCUAUAAUUUAUGACACCAAACCAAACCACCAUUGCUGUGGGCAUUACUACUUCAACACAUCCCUGUGGAGCUGCUGUGCUGAACAUCUCAAACCAACACCAAAGCCUAACAGCUCUCUUGCAGAAUACAGGCUUAAACCUCUAACAGACCUGAUCCCAGAUAUGUGCAAUAAAACAGUGUUCUUUGGCAAAGUAGAGAGUUUGGCACUUGAAAAUGAUCAACGUCACGUGGUGUUGAAAGUUGUGUGGCAGGUCAACGUGAAAUCAGAAAAGUUCAUCAAAGACCCUUGGCUUCAUGUGUCCAUGGAUCACUGCAGCUCUCCUGACACAGAGAACGGCAUGACCUACCUUUGGGAGGAAAACCACGAAAGGAAGUACAAGCUUCUCUCUCACCCUGUUGACCUAACCUCUGACAUGCACUUGUUGUAUGCUGUAUGUUACCAAAAAAAGGGAUAAAAAUAUGGAUUGAGGUUUAUGGAUUAUGGAUUUUUGUCCUGAAUAGUUUUUUUUAUCCAACAUUAAUGCUAAGUGAGCCUUAAGACAAGUUUACCCUUAAGAGAAGCCUCUGUUACUGUACACAGCAUUAUGGCAGAUGCCUCACAUCUGUGAUUUUUUUUGCCUCAUCUGAUUUUUUUAUUUAAUCUCAAUGUUUGGAGUAAUGGAUUUAUAUAUUUAUUCAGUCAGGUAAAUUUUAAGGUUUGUUAAUAUAAAAAUUUUAAAAAGAGAAAUGGAAUUAAAUAGAGUUACUAAGUUUUCUUAAAAGCUACUUUUUAUCAAAAAAAAGUUAUAUAUAAGUAUAUAUAUAUAUAUAAGUGGCAAUACAUUACCUAAUAAGAUUAUUUUGUUUUUAAUCAUGCUGUAUAUCAUCAGUCUCAGGUCUGUUCCAAAUUGAAGUGUUUGUGUUUCAUUUUUUUUUUUUUUUUUUUUUUACAA
Carassius gibelio (silver crucian carp) is the source of this 2176-nucleotide messenger RNA. Its product is annotated as galaxin-like. Lineage: Eukaryota; Metazoa; Chordata; Actinopteri; Cypriniformes; Cyprinidae. The coding region runs from base 191 to 1699 and encodes 502 amino acids. The transcript has 12 exons. The record is from RefSeq and is a predicted model, not a curated record.